UUUAGUCCCAAACAAUAGUCCACACUAUUUUCGAACGUCCUACAGCACUACAAGCUUGCAUACAUUUGCAUUUCACAUCGAAUAAAAGUUUAAGUUUCUAUUUCGAGUGUUUGCAUUAAGCGUUAUACAAAAAAUCCACAAGCUACUAAAUUGAAGAUAUCGAUCAAGUCCAUUUGACUCGCUGCAACGCAAUGUCGAGUGGCAAUGCAGCACCAACAGACGAGCUAAUCGAGCGCGUGGUGGAAGUUACUGCCUGCACUGCGGAGGAGGCCAAACACUAUCUUGGCGCCUGUGCCAACGAUGUGGCGGCAGCCGUUGCCUUGUUUUUCGAACAAGGUGGCAACAGUGCCGGCAAUGGCGCCUCAACAUCCUCGUCUACAGCAGCCGUUGCAGAUGAGGAGGAGGUGCGAGCACCCAUUGCGCCAGUCCGGGAACAACUGCUUCUACCGGAGGAUGAUAAUUUUUUUGCGUCUGGCAGCAGUAAUAACAGUCGGUUGUCUCGCGUGUCGCAGCGCGUUAAGGUUUGCCCACUGCGUGACUUUGCACGCGAGGGCGCCCUAAUGGAGGAACAGCUUCAAGCCACAGGCGUUUACUCCGAUCCGAGCACACAUCGUCGACGCCGUGAGCGUUCUGCCCAAAUGGUUGUGGCCGGGCAGGCCAUGUCGUUACAAGGCCGCUCAAGCGGCAGCACUUCAUCCCGCCUUGGUGAUCUCUUCCGCCCGCCCACGGAUCUUAUAUAUUCUGGUUCGCUGGCAGCGGCUCGUGAAUUUGCCAGCAAACGCGAGCGUUGGCUUCUUGUCAAUGUUCAAGGCGACAAUUUUCAGUCGCAGACAAUGAAUCGCGAUGUGUGGAGCAUCAAGGACCUAAAGCAACUGGUGCGACGUCAGUUUGUGCUCUGGCAAGUGGAUAACGAUAGCUCAGAAGGUCGACGAUUCGUGGCCUUUUAUCACUGUGCCAAGCUGCCCUAUUUGUGUGUUAUAGAUCCACGCACGGGUGAAGAGGUCUGGCGCAGUCCAGAGCCCAAUCAGGAUAAUGUACUACCGGAUUUGCGACAAUUUCUGCGCGAUCAUCGUGGCUUUUCUCUUGAAGAGGCAAGCUCCUCGAAACGCACAUCUAUUCAAAUCGAUGACGACGAUGAUCAGGAAGAUGUUGCAUCAUGCUCUUCUUCAACCACUGGCAUUCCCAAGAAACGAGCCAAAUUGUUGGAACUUAGCGAGGAAGAGCAAUUGGCCCUGGCCAUCAAGAACUCCAUGAAUGAAAAUGGCGGAGGUGCAGAAACCACAAAGGCGACCAACAAUGUCAAUGCCAAUACCAGUGACUGCGAGAGCCUAGAGGAGUUUGACGAGGACGAGCUUAAAGGCGCUGCUAUCUCCUAUGAAGCUCAACUGGGUUCUCAGACAGACGAACUAACUGCAUUAAAGUUGCGUCUGUUCGACGCCGCUGGCAGCGACGAGGUCAUUCAAUUGCGGUGGCCGUCUGAUACCAAGUUAAAAACUCUACGUCUUUAUAUACGACAAACGCACAAGCACAUACCAUUGGAGGGCUACAAGUUGAUCUGUGCCUUUCCGCGCAAGUCUCUCGAAACGGAGCAUAAUGAAGCCACGCUGAAGGAACUUGGCUUGCAUCCCUCCGCAAAUGUGCAUCUCACGCUGGACGAGUAACUGUUUAUAUCAGCGCUUUGCUAUAAUAUUUAUUUCACGUUAUUUGUCUUAUCCUUCUACUCUACACAUGAAUUAAAUAUCUAUAUACAUAAUAAAAAAAAUUGAAUUAAUUCGAACU
Molecule: messenger RNA, 1779 nt
Organism: Drosophila hydei
Lineage: Eukaryota; Metazoa; Arthropoda; Insecta; Diptera; Drosophilidae
Product: UBX domain-containing protein 7
Exons: 1
Coding region: 192-1661 (489 amino acids)
Biological process (GO): proteasome-mediated ubiquitin-dependent protein catabolic process
Cellular component (GO): nucleus
Molecular function (GO): ubiquitin binding
Source: RefSeq, a predicted model, not a curated record